CGUACGAUCUAACCCCACACUCUCUCUCUCUCUCUCUCCUGAUCUUCCCACGGAAGCAGCAGAGCAGAAGAAGGACCUGAAAUUGUUGCGAAAGCUUUGAUCUCUCGAUCGCUUCUCCGGCCUCCAUUUCAGCGACAAGUCUUUCUCGAGCUCGGCUCGUCAGUUGGAGCUCUUGAAUUUCAUCGCACCACCGAGCAUUCUGCCUUGCGGGUUAUUUCAUUUCAUUCGUCCUAAUCGAGCUUUCCUUAAUUUGCUCGAAUUAGCUGCUGUAGGAAACUCUCCCGCUCCUGUUCGAGCAUUUGAUCUUAGAAUCUCGGUCUUUGUUUCCUGUCGGGUACCCGCUAAGUGUAACUUCGCAACUUAAUGGGAGUCGUUAGAUCUAUCUGAUCGUCACUGAGUGGUCAAAGUUCCUUGUUCCUUGGGAUGUAAAAUUUGCGAAUUUAGUGUAUUUGCUUUGCCGGGGUUCCGUUUUUGAUUGCCCUUGAGCCUUAGCUUGACUGCUGCUUCUUGUUUGUUUUUGUGUUUUUCUUUUUGGGCCAAAUAGCUUGGCUGUUGCUCGUGUCCUUGAAGACCCCCCGCUUUGAUGUUGCUAUGAUACUCUUUCCUGUGAUUACCAUCUGUUGGGAAAAUAAAUGGGCAUUCCUCUGAUUAUUGAUUUUCGAGGGCUACUGGGCUAAUUGAGCAUUCUACAUAUACCCACAAGAGUAUGAGGAAAACUCAGCAUUCUCACACUGCAAGAGCAUUUUCUGAUCGGCGAUGGAUGAUUCCAUUCUUUGCUAGCUUGCUUGUAUUUGCUACUUUGAUCAUGUCAGCAACUAUUGGGCUGUUUACAAUGCCUUACAGCGAAGAUGAGUUGUCAGAUGAUUUUAUUCCAUAUAAUAUAUCGGAGGAUUCAAGCAGUCUGUUUGUAGAGUCUGAUUUACAGAGAUCUCAUUAUCCAAGCGGCCAUGCAAGUGUCGAAGCCCCUAGACUAGCCUAUCUUAUUUCAGGGACCAAGGGCGAUAGUCAUAGAAUGAUGAGAACCUUGCAGGGCGUAUAUCACCCGAGAAACCAAUACAUCCUCCAUUUGGACUUCGAGGCACCACCUCGUGAACGUUUGGAUUUGACGGCGCUGGUUAAGAACGAUCCUACAUUUCGUGAGGUGGAGAAUGUCCGGGUAAUGGAACAGUCUAACUUGAUCACCUAUAAAGGACCUACCAUGAUUGCUUGUACACUUCAAGCAAUUGCCAUAUUGUUAAAGGAGAGCUUGGAGUGGGAUUGGUUUAUCAAUCUCAGUGCUUCAGAUUAUCCUCUGGUGACGCAGGACGAUCUGCUUUACGUGUUCUCCAACGUCUCUAGAAGUCUCAAUUUCAUUGAACAUGAUCGGAUUUCUGGAUGGAAAUUGAAACACAGGUCUAAAUCAAUCAUCAUCGAUCCUGGGCUGUACCUGUCAAAGAAGUAUGAAGUAACUUGGAGCACUCAACGUCGAUCACUUCCAACUGCUUUCAAGUUGUUUACUGGAUCAGCAUGGAUAAUGUUAACUCGUUCUUUUCUUGAGUAUUGCAUAUGGGGAUGGGACAAUUUCCCGCGGACAAUUCUAAUGUACUAUGUUAACUUUAUAUCCUCCCCAGAAGGCUAUUUCCACACUGUUAUUUGCAACAAUGAAGAGUACCGUAAAACUGCUAUCAGCCACGACCUACACUACAUUGCAUGGGACAACCCUCCGAAGCAGCAUCCUCGCUCAUUAUCUGUGAAGGAUUUUGACAAAAUGCUCAAAAGCAAUGCCCCAUUUGCCCGGAAGUUUGAAAAGGAUGAUCCUGUCUUAGAUAGGAUUGACAAAGAGCUUCUUGGGCGAACAGGCCGUUUUGUACCUGGGGCAUGGUGUAUCGGGACCUCGGAUGAUGGGGCCGAUCCAUGCUCCGUGAGGGGCAAUGAUUCUGUAUUUAGGCCAGGUCCGGGUGUCGGGAGAUUGCGGGAGCUACUUCAGGGCUUGUUAUCUGAGGAAUUUCGGAGCAAACAGUGCUCUUGAAAGUGUAAUUGGGAAAAUCAUAACCUCAUCUGUACAUUGGUGUAUAUUCAUAUAGGUCAUACAGCGAUGUAAAACAGAAAAUUUUGUCUGAUGAAAUGAGAUUAUUUUGUCA
Molecule: messenger RNA, 2120 nt
Organism: Rhodamnia argentea
Lineage: Eukaryota; Viridiplantae; Streptophyta; Magnoliopsida; Myrtales; Myrtaceae
Product: beta-glucuronosyltransferase GlcAT14A-like
Exons: 4
Coding region: 707-2008 (433 amino acids)
Cellular component (GO): membrane
Molecular function (GO): glucuronosyltransferase activity
Source: RefSeq, a predicted model, not a curated record